CUCGACUCUCCCUACCACUUACUCGCGUUUGGCACCGCUCGCUGCAUCUGAGCCCCUCGAUCUUCCCGAAUAUCAAUCUAUCUCUGCAUAAGACGCGCUGAAUGCUGCAUCACGCGACACCACUGCGUGGCCUCUUGUUGGUAGACCCUAAAAGCACACAAGAUACGGCUACACAAGACCAACACGACCAGCUUGCUGACGAUGACGAAGAAUAUGAAACGGAAUCGCAGUCGAAAGGCUUCUAUAUCAAAAACCAGUUCGAAGAGCCGGAGACUAAGAUCUUGACUGUUCGCG
Messenger RNA from Mycena citricolor, 294 nucleotides. The record is from the annotation of a GenBank genome assembly. NCBI's taxonomy places the organism in Eukaryota, Fungi, Basidiomycota, Agaricomycetes, Agaricales, Mycenaceae.